ACAUCCCACUUUUUAAGGCUUUGGUGCUACCAUUAUGAAAGCUUGGAAAAACGCGUGUGGAUAUUGUGCUUACAUUUUUUUUCACCCUAUUUUCUACUGUCGGAGGUAGUGAGUCGAAUGUUUUGUGAUUUCUGGUGUUCUGCCUGAUGACAGCUGCUGAGGUAGAUAUGCAGACGGGAGGUUACAGUAUCAUGUUGGGAACAGAAGCUGAGCAGGACUGUUUCCUCGCUAUGAUCAGUCAAGCCCAAAGUUGUCGUAUGGACGAGCAGCGCUGCACCUUGGAGCCCACUGGGACCACUACAUCUACCCCCAAACUCACCACUACUAUACUGUCAGGUCCAAAAGCUGACCACCUCCUCCGACUCCUGGCCAAUACUCAGAGUCGUCGCUGUAACAACCAACAACCGGCACUUCCUGUGUUGCCAGGGAUACAGGUGUUCAGGAUGGCUGUAGACCAGUCUACUGAAACCCAGACCCCCCGGACUGAAGGGGCACCUGGGACACUCCAGAAUUCACACUUCACACCAGCCUCUCCCACCUCCUCCCAGUCGCUCUCCCAAGAAGCAGAAACACUGGAGCAGGAGAAGUUCCUCAUCAUGAUAAGUCGCGCCCAAAGUGGACGCAUGGACGAGCAGCGCUGUAUCCUGGACCAGAACUCCUUACCUUUAGGACCAGAUUCUGAGAAGUUCUUUAAACUCCUAGCCAGCUGCCAGGGUCGUCGCCUGGACGACCAGAGAAUGGCCCUACCCUCGAUGCCGGGGAUGGAGCAAGUAGAGGAGAGCUUCCUGAGUCCCUGGAGCAUUGCUGCUACCUCCAGGAAGACCCAGUCCAGUAGGAAGCUGACUAAAUCAACUUCCUUUUCCACUGGAUUAGAUAAAGAGAGGCCUGAGGAGUCAACCGUUGAGCAGGACAUGUUCCUCAUCAUGGUCAGUCGUGCCCAAAGCGGUCGUAUGGAUGAGCAACGCUGUUUCCUGAACCUUGGCCAGACCAACCCUUCUUUACCCAACAAUGGAGUUAGUGAAACCAAGGCCGACCAGGAAUCAGACAAUCUGUAUUACUUGGUGGCCAGGGUCCAGGGGUCCAGGAUGGAUGAACAAAGGUGUUCUGCCCCCCUGAUCCUCCACGGUUUGAGUUCCCCUUCUCCUGCUGGUGUGGACCUCUCCAGAGGGACAUCUGACAAUGUCUCCCUCCCUAGGAAUGGCCGGAGGUGUGUGUCCCUCACCCCAGUCCCCAUGCAGGAGAUUGGACCAACACAGCAGGAGGAUUUCCUUGCUAUGGUCAGACAUGCUCAAAGUGGUCGUAUGGACGAGCAACGCUGCACCUUGGAGCCCACUGGGACCACUACAUCUACCCCCAAACUCACCACCACUAUACUGUCAGAUGAAGAAGUUGAAUGGUUCUUUAACUUGCUGGCCAACACCCAGGGCCAUCGGCUUGACGACCAGCGAGCAACCCUUCCUUCAUCCCCAGGUAUCCAUGGGCCUCAGGAUGAGGCUGCCCCUGAUCGACAACCAAAGGCUGCAGAGGAAGGAAAACCAAAGACUCCCAAGGAGGUACAACCAAAGGCUGCCCCAGAAUUGCAAACAAACGCUAACCUGGCAGGACAGCCAAAGACUCCAGAGGAAGAACAACCAAAGGCUGCCCCGGGCUUCAAGACAGAGCAUCCCCGAAGGGGUUCACCACCGCAGAUUAUCCUGAUUGAAGGCACCCCUGAAACACCAAAGAAGGUUUACACCGCACCAACCUCUCCCACCCAGGCCUUGCCUGAACCUCCAGUCCCACAGAGACCUCCACCCAGAUCAUCCUCCUUUGGUCCAAACUCUGACAACCAGACCAUACAGAAUCAUCCAGCUCAAGUAACGUUGACCAUGACCAUAAGUUUCACCCCAGAACAGGGAUGGAAGGCCAACAACCAACUUCCAUGCUCCUUCCCAGAAAUGGUUCUUACCCUGGGACCUCCAGGAGAGACUGUGGUGGUCCCUCUUACCCACAGCCCAGGCAAACCAUUUUCCCUCAACUUUAACCUGGUCCCCAAGGAGGACUUCCUCUCUGGACCCUCCCGUCACCAGGCUUCCUAUAGACUGGCCAAAUCCAGGAACUCUUCUCCUAAGCUCGUCGGAGGAUCCAGAGACCCACACUCCAGACCAACCACUUGUAAUCCAGCCGGAGGUUCCAGAGACCCUCAAUCCAGACACUCUUCUCCUAAACCCACCAGAAGAUCUAGAGACCCUCGAUCCAGACACUCCUCACCUAAAGCCAGUGGAGGAUCUGGAGAUCCUCGCCCCAGACACUCUUCACCUAAACCCACUGGAGGAUCUCGAGAUCCUCACUCCAGACACUCCUCUCCUAAACCCACCCUAGGAUCCAGAGAGCCAUGCUCCAGAGCAACUUCACCUCACAGCAAAGCGUACAGAGAUCCUUAUCUUAGACCAUUACCUCCUAAUAAGAUACCACAGAAGCGUCGGUCCCCCAGCCGUGCACCUCCCGUGACCAGCCCUAUUAGCCCAGAGGAAGACUACUUCUCCCUGAUAAGGAGGGUGCACACAGCUCAGCUCCAGAAGGGUCUCAGGAUGGUGAGGGAGUUUGGGAGAGGGCAAGGAAAGUGUCAGGGAAAGGGGGGUGGGGGGAAAGACCGAAAGGAUGGAGGCAAGAGAAGAUAGUGGGUGAUGUGAAGGGUCGAGCUGCAGAUUGUUUUUAUUAGUUAGCUUAUGACUAUUUUAUUCAUAUUUUUUAAUUAUUCAUUGUUGUUUGUUAUUGAUGUUUUUGCUUGUCAACUUGUGAAUUAAUUGUGAGCAUUGGGUUCAUUCCAGGUAAGCCUCAAGUGUUUCCUUGUGUUUGUCUUUGAAGAUGUCCACCACGAUUGCAAGGGAAGUAUCUGGAAAAUCAGUUUACAAAUAUCUUAUCUCUUGCAAGUGUCUCAUGAUAUGCAAGGUUGUUUUUGUAUGAUCACCCCAUUGCAGCUGCCAAGCUCCUCUAAAAACAUUGUCCUCAAAAUGUGAUGUCACCCUGAAAAGAAACCCUGUUUUUUUCUGGAGAAUUCACAUGGAUGAUCAUGAACCCAGAGUGGAUCUUUAAACCCUACCCAGCUGCCCACCAUUGGGGCAGUAUAAAGUUGCUCCAGUAGAGCAGUCUGGGGAUGAAGUGACUGGAAAUGCUGCAGCUCAGAGAGCGACUACGUCAAGCUAUGCCGUUCCCCAAAAUGGAAGCCAGGGAAAGAGAAAAAAUACAGUCCUUCCUCUGCCACCAGAGAAAGCUAGAAAUACAUUAAAACUCAUGUUUUGAACACAUUUUCAGUGUAUUUCUUGUUAAUAGAUAUCUAAUAAAAUGAAGAUGAUUGAAAA
Esox lucius (northern pike) is the source of this 3341-nucleotide messenger RNA. Its product is annotated as pollen-specific leucine-rich repeat extensin-like protein 1. The record is from RefSeq and is a predicted model, not a curated record. Lineage: Eukaryota; Metazoa; Chordata; Actinopteri; Esociformes; Esocidae. The transcript has 13 exons. Gene Ontology annotation, molecular function: guanyl-nucleotide exchange factor activity; protein binding. Bases 147 to 2660 code for a protein of 837 amino acids.